AUGCCAGAAUUCUAUCGUUGCAAAUACCAAAAAAAUAGUUUGCUAAACUGGAAAAUGGGUCAACACAAGCAUCAUGGAUUCAUCUUUAAACUUUUACAUGCAGAUCCUGAAAUUUCAGAGAUUUUCCAUUCUCCGCACAUCUGCCUGGAUUUGAUCCCUUUCAUGAUCUACUCCCUCAAUAAACAAAAACGAUGGGAAGCUGAAUUGAAUGAGGACUUUCUAGAAAUUCUUCAGAAAAUUAACGAACAUUUUGAAGUUUCAGUAUUUCAGAGGAUUUCUGUGUAUCCUUGGGUUACAGAUUUUAACCUUAUUGGACCUCAUUAUUGCACAGCUCUGAAUUCGUCGAAAAUUCGAAACAGUUUCGAAAUUUCAAAAAUUUGCAAUUAUAAAGAACAAAAAUUCGGAGGAGCUGGAAGAUUUUAUGGAUCCGACACUAAAAAAAUAUCCCGGACUCCAACGAAAAUGGAAAUGAUCAGUUAUAAUUUUGUGGAGGAGCCGAAAAAUUGGAAAAAAGUUUUUGGGAAAUAUUUUCGAAAAUUCAAAUGGGACCGGCAUAACGAUUCCUACAUCCGAAAAUGUCAAUUUGAUCCAAAAUCAAUGAAAUUGGAUUUUCAAGAAUUCAAAGAUGAGCAAUAUUUUGGAGAUGAUGAUGAAGAGGCUGAAAAUGCUGAAAUUUCGGAGAAGAAUCUGAAAUUCUACAAUUUCAUAGAUCAUUUUGUGGAGAGGCCGAGGAGGAGAAAGAAAAAUCGGAAUUUCAGAGAUUUCGAAAUUUUGAGUUAA
Molecule: messenger RNA, 780 nt
Organism: Caenorhabditis briggsae
Lineage: Eukaryota; Metazoa; Nematoda; Chromadorea; Rhabditida; Rhabditidae
Exons: 5
Coding region: 1-780 (259 amino acids)
Source: RefSeq, a predicted model, not a curated record